AUGUCCGAACCUCGUCAAGUUACCGUGCGUAUGCCCGGCACGCCCGCGCCCAUUCUCGUGCACUUGCGGAUCCCGUACAAUGGACCGCGUGUCAAUCCCUUGGUGGUUGUCCUACCACGCGUCGAAUGUGACACAGUCAGAUUCCAAUGCAUGGCCACAGUUCUGAGCCUGCACCCAGACGAUGAUCGCUCGACAGCCUCAACCCCACUGAUUGAUGCCGCCAAAUCCCUUGCUACACCUUUGCGUCCCACACCCGAAGGUAAUCUACCAGGCAACGAAGAGAUUUAUCAGCAUACUGUUGAUUUGCGUGACCAAGAAGAUGCAGACGAGCCUCGGUCAAAGCAGCGUCGCUGCGAGGGUGCAUCUGAGGGCGCCCGGGUUCCAUCCAAAGACCCGCCAACAUCAAGUUCAGUUCGUGCUGAGGUUGUGCGAGGCCGAAGUCCAUCUGUUCCUGAAACAGUCGAUUGCGAGAAAGAGAGGUAUGGUGACGAGGGUGGAAGUGAGGCAAGCUCUGUGACAGUCCCUGAGCCUGAGCUGAAAGACUCGGUAAGUUACUCACAUUGCAUCACUCAUAUCAACAUCUGCUUAUAA
Molecule: messenger RNA, 591 nt
Organism: Phanerochaete carnosa HHB-10118-sp
Lineage: Eukaryota; Fungi; Basidiomycota; Agaricomycetes; Polyporales; Phanerochaetaceae
Exons: 2
Coding region: 1-591 (196 amino acids)
Source: RefSeq, a predicted model, not a curated record